This is a messenger RNA of Anguilla anguilla (European eel), 679 nucleotides long. Its product is annotated as galactose-binding lectin l-1-like. Lineage: Eukaryota; Metazoa; Chordata; Actinopteri; Anguilliformes; Anguillidae. The transcript is spliced from 4 exons. The coding region runs from base 74 to 505 and encodes 143 amino acids. The record is from RefSeq and is a predicted model, not a curated record. Gene Ontology annotation, molecular function: laminin binding; carbohydrate binding.
CUUGCCUCACAUUUCACUUCGCUUUGCAACCAGAACUGUACUGUAGUGAAGAGUCCGCAGCUGAACAGCCAAGAUGGGUCUACCAAUGCAGUUGAGAAACCUGACCUUUAGGUCAGGAAUGGAACUGUGUGUCAAAGGUGUUAUCCAAUCCUCUGUGAUUCGUUUCGCGAUCAACGUGGGCCACUCCAGUGACCUCAUCGCACUGCACUUCAACCCACGCUUCAACUAUGCUGGGGACGUCCGCACCAUCGUCCUGAACACCAAAAAAGAUGAAACCUGGCAAGAAGAGCAGAGAAGCAAAGAAUUCCCCUUUGAGGCAGGGCAGGACUUUGAGGUGACCAUUGUCUUCAACUCUGACACUUUUGACAUUUAUCUGUCAAAUGGCAGCAUGGUGCAGUUCCCCAACCGUCUGGGUAGCAUGGCAUACAAAUACAUUUCGUUUGGGGGAGAAGCCAGGGUCCGAGACAUAAGUGUGAGACCAUCUGACAAACCAACCAAGAAAUAGACAUCCCACUUCUGACUCCCGGUUGGCUGCUCGGCUCCCUGCUUCGAUCCCUGCAGAUGUGCUACAACUGCAUUUUGUCUGCACCUCCCAAACAUCAUGCCUUUAAUCUUUUGUUUCUCUACAACAUUGCGCUUCUGUCUGUACAAUCUCACUCAGCAUGGAAGUUAAUAAAUA